This is a messenger RNA of Botrytis byssoidea, 1206 nucleotides long. RefSeq lists its product as uncharacterized. The transcript has 8 exons. Lineage: Eukaryota; Fungi; Ascomycota; Leotiomycetes; Helotiales; Sclerotiniaceae. The record is from RefSeq and is a predicted model, not a curated record. The coding region runs from base 1 to 1206 and encodes 401 amino acids. Gene Ontology annotation, molecular function: methyltransferase activity.
AUGUCAAAUUCCUCGAGUUUUCAGGAAGCUAUCCCGGGGCCAAAUGAAGCUGGUGUGGAUUCGGUAUCGUUGACCAACUUGGAUUCAACAGAGCACAUCUCAUCUACUAUCAUAUAUUCCAAUCAAAAUGUGACGACUGACAUUCACACAUCCUCAUAUGGCCAUCAUGGUAGUGCAGCAGCAGAACCACAAAUAGCGGAUGCACCGGGAUUGGAGGUAGAUUCUGUACAGUCUUCAAAUAAUAGUGAUGUAGAUUCCACCAUGGGUGAUUCAUUCAUAAGUUCUACAGCUUCUAUACGAGAAAGUGUGUACGAAUAUAUAGAGGAAAAUGGCCGGACAUAUCACGCAUAUAAUUCGGGAAAGUAUAUUCUACCUAAUGAUGAUGCCGAACAAGAGAGAUUGAAUCUGCAACAUCACUUGUUCUCUUUGUUGUUUGAUGGAGUAUUGCAUCUUGCUCCUCUUCCCUCUGAGCUCCACAAUGUUUUAGAUAUUGGGACUGGAACUGGCUUAUGGGCAACAGAGUUUGCCCAGAAGUAUCCUUUAGCUCAAGUAAUCGGCACAGAUCUCAGUCCAAUUCAACCGAUCUAUGUACCUCCAAACUGUAGAUUUGAGGUAAACGACGCAGAAGAACCCUGGAACUACUCUCAAAAAUUCGACUACAUCCACGGCCGUGCCAUGGUCUGUUGUUUCAGUAAUCCCGCCGGCGUAAUAAGUUCUGCCUACGACUCCCUUCGUCCCGGCGGUUACUUUGAGAUGCAAGACCCCCAGAUGCCUAUAGUAAGCAUUGACUCUUCGAUAAAUGGCACCUCUCUUGAAGAAUGGGUUCGAGUAUCAUGCCUUGCCGCCGAGCGUCGCGGGCGUAAAGUAACAAAUUCAAGACACUAUGGAAAAUGGAUGGCCGAGGCCGGGUUCGUGGAUAUCGUUGAGAAACAUUUCUUUUGGCCGUGUAAUCCGUGGGUGGGCGAAGAGAAAGAAAAGCUGCUAGCAAUGUGGACGCAGCAGAAUUUGUUGGAUGGUAUUGAAGGGAUGACGAUGAGGAAUUUGACGGCGGGGCUGGGGUGGACUCCCGAACAGGUGGAAAAGUUGUUGGUGGGUGUCAGGAAGGAUCUCCAAAAUAAGAGGAUUAAUCUCUAUGUUGAUGUGGUCGUCUUUUAUGGAAGGAAACCAGGACCGUUGGGGCUGCAAAACGGGGAGGAUUCCGAUUGA